ACACAACAUCAGUGGACGAACGAGACGAACGACGUGAAGCUGAAAACUUCUUCCGUUUUCAGUGAAUAAUUGAGGAAAUUUUACUUCCAAUUUGUGGACUUUUGUGCGGAAUACAAGCCAAGUGAUCGAUUCAACAUGAUGGGAAUGCGGACAAACAUUUUCAACGAGAACUUUCUAAAUGAAACCGAUCAGGAUGCAAACUCAGUGUUGAUUGAGCUCGACAAAGGUCUGCGGUCAACCAAAACCGGUGAGCAAUGCGAAGCGAUCAUCCGAUUCCCGAAGCUGUUCGAGAAAUACCCGUUUCCGAUUCUGAUCAAUUCUUCAUUUUUGAAGCUGGCGGAAUUUUUCCGGAUCGGUUCCAACCUCUCUCGUUUGUGGGUGCUGCGAGUUUGCCAGCAAAGCGAGAAGCAUCUGGAGAAAAUCCUAAACGUCGAUGAGUUUGUGAAGCGAAUUUUCAUGGUCAUCCAUUCCAACGAUCCGGUGGCUCGGGCCCUCACAUUGAGGACUCUGGGAGCGGUGGCCUGUGUUAUCCCCGAAAAGCAGCAGGUUCAUCAUGCCAUCCGCAAUGCCCUGGAUAGUCACGAUACCGUAGAAGUUGAAGCAGCCAUUUAUGCUAGCGUGCAGUUUGCCGCGCAAUCGAAGUCGUUUGCCAUUGGUAUGUGCUCGAAAGUGGCAUCUAUGAUUGAAUCUCUGCAGACACCUGUUAGCAUGAAAAUAUUGCUUAUUCCGGUUCUGCGUCAUAUGUAUCACGACGCAAAUACGGCAGCCUUAGUGCGAACGCUGUGUCAUAAUUUGCUACCGAAGUAUCCUUCCGAACAGUUUGUCAUUGCCAUCAUUCAAUCUCUGUCGCAUCUAUCGUACGUUACAUCCGUUGACAUCCCCGAUCAAGUGGAUUUGCUUUUGGUGUAUCUAAAAGAUCCACGUAAAAAAGUACAGUUAGCUGUUUUGCAAUCGUUGAACAAGCUCGCCGGGAAAGGAGCCUAUCUAUGGCCUAAAAGUGCCAUCAAUAAAUUGCUAACAUUGACAAUGCAAUGUAGCUACACCAAUAUGGCUUUGGAUGUAGUAAUAACUCUAACUGGCUGUCCUACGACUUGUCAUACCAUGCUUAACGAGGAGCGGAACCAGAUAUUGGAGAUGUGUAAGAGCUGUUUGCUGUUGGAACACAACGUUGGAGGGAAAGCGUUAACUAUUCUGACGAAAUUGGUAUCUUAUUGCUGCACGGAGAACAUUCCACCACCAACUUGUUUUGUAGAGCAUCUCAAUAUGAAUCUUGAAUACUUGAUUCACUCGGCUCUGCACAACAAGGCUCCAUUGAAGGAUUUCCGUAUCUAUCUUAGAUGUGGUAUUCAACUGUCGAGAGUAAAUCAGGCGUUUGGUGAAAACUUUGCAGAAACCAUAGCGGAAUUGCUGGUCGAGAACACAGCGCAUUCGGCAUCUCAUCUCAAGCUUAUCUGUGAAGCUCUCGGUGCAAUUUGCUCCAGUUUUACCACCAACUAUGAAGCAAAUCAGUUACUGAACGUGCGCGAAUCCAAGCAUCCUUUUGACGCUAUUUUGCUACCCAUUUUAAAAAAGCUGGAAUCAUACAUCGAACUACCGACGCUAGAUCGCAACGAUACUACUAUCGUCGAACUGUUGGCAUCGAUCUGUCUUCAGGCAGUGCUUGGAUCGUUCAUGCCUCAUAGAUUGAUGAAGGCAUUCCACAACCUGCUGAGAAUAUGCAACUAUUGGACACAGUACAGAAUUGCCCGGUCAGCAUCUAGAUACGGACAACAUUUUCUCGCUGCGAUCAUUUAUCUGAAGCUAUCCAAACAUGUAUCACAUGAAAAGCUUCACUUCUAUUUGAUUGCGAUGAGUCAAAUUUCGAAAGCUGAAUGUGUCUUGAACCACGGUUUACUGUAUGAACAGUUGGUGCAAACCUUCCCGGAACCUGUGCAGGUCGAUGCUCCGCAACUUUCUUUGCUGGACCGGCUUGAUAGGGCUAUCAAUUUGUACUGUAUGGCGCUGUCUACUCUCAAGGCAACGUCUUCUCCUCAGCAUCCUAUGACGUUCCAGUCGGAAGUGGUCAAUCUUCGAUGUCAGUUUCUCCAAAUGCUACACAGCAUCGUUGUUUCGAGGAACACUUUAUGCAUCACUCCACCGUCAGCGAUUUCCAGCACAUUGGCGCAAAAUUUGAGAGAUCCACUACAAAAGUUCGGCCAUGUGACGAAUCAUCUGCGCAAGGAUAUAAAGAUUCUCAAAUCCUGUGAAGAAGCGUACGCCAAACUUUACAAAAGCUCAUUCGACGCAGAUCCAUGUACGCUGGAAUACCUUAAUACUGUACAAUACUUAUGCUCAAUUCUACAAUCAUCUAUUGAGACUAUCUCCUUUACAACGCCUUCCGAAACGUACAAGCAUCCUCCAAGCGUCACCUAUCCUGAAACAAAAUAUUUGCUCCACAUUUGUCAAACAGUAUCCAAGCAGUUGCAGACACUGCCGAACGAAAUUGGAUCUACUAAAUCGAUCACGAACAAACACAUGGAUGUACUGCUCAAGCAAGUUGAAAUCGUUGUAAAGUCAUCGUUGUGUGUGCCGAGAUUCUUUUUCCAAGUUUUGCAAAACACUUCAGUGAAACUGGCUUUGACUCCACAGCCAAGAAUUUCCGGAGAGCCAAUAUUUGUUCAGCCGAACAGUAAUUUGGUCGUCAAAGUGGAAGGUGUCAUCCAGCAUUAUGGCAAGAAACCGUCCUUGUUCCGUUCAAUAGAUUCUAUUCAAUUAACAUUGUCAUCCCAACUGAUGACUGUCAGGAUUAAUGACGUAAAGGGUAGCUCCGAUAACGUUGUUUUAACGCAAGUUGUGAAACCGCAUCGGGAUUUCCUUAGUGGGAACUUUCUACUGUCGCUCCAAAAUACCAUACAACCUUAUCCUGGGUCAUCAGUUUCUAUGGGCGGUCAAUGGCAGGUAACGCUUGAAGCAUGUGUCAUUGAUCAGAAUGGUAUUAUUUGGGCCACAGGACCCAAGAGUAUGCUUCACGUCCGUAUCCCGGAAGAUAACUUAAAACAAGGCAUGACCAUACAAUCUUCAACACGUCGAUUCUAAACGUAAGCAGGUAAUUGUACGCUAUUUUUAGUUUUAAUAUAACAAGUUUAAUCUUGAAA
Messenger RNA from Aedes albopictus (Asian tiger mosquito), 3134 nucleotides. RefSeq names its product integrator complex subunit 7 (gene INTS7). Gene Ontology annotation, biological process: snRNA 3'-end processing. The transcript has 12 exons. The record is from RefSeq and is a predicted model, not a curated record. Bases 136 to 3075 code for a protein of 979 amino acids. NCBI's taxonomy places the organism in Eukaryota, Metazoa, Arthropoda, Insecta, Diptera, Culicidae. Gene Ontology annotation, cellular component: integrator complex.